AUCUAUCAAUUCUAUAAACCAAUACAUAUUGCAGCCUCCAUAGUGAUUCUCUCUCCUACAUGGCACUCCCACAAUCCUGUAUUUUCUUCUCUUUGAAUUCUACAUUGUAUGCCUUUAGAUUCAGCAGUUAUCUUCUCUCUUGCCACAGCAUCACAUAAUUCCUUACAUUUUCUUCUCUCUUUUCCAUCAAUCAAUUGCCCCCGUUAAUUGCUCUUCCAAAAUAUGCCUUGAUUUCAGAAUUUUCUUCACUCUUUCCCACCCAUCAAUUGCCGCCCAUUAAUUGCUCUUCUAAACAUAUGUUUAAUUUCUCUUUGAAUCAUAUAUGAAUCAAUCGAACGCGACGCAAUCGCCAUACAUUCGUCAACCACCCACUUUGAGGUUUCGGAUUUCAUCGUUGUCUCAACGUUCGAUUCUCCUUCACCGUCAUCUUCGGGUUUAUCAAUAUUCAGUUUUUGAGAUUUUGUUCCCAUAUAAAGAAUUCAUGGAAUUUUUCAAUUGGGAGAAGCUAGGCUAUCCUCCUUGUGGACUUAUAAAUGCUGCUUCGCUAAUGUGGUUCUCCAGUGUCUUAUAUACACCCGUCAACAUGCUGGCUACAUCUGCCUACAUCUUGGAGAAAGGCCACAAGCUAGAAUAUUUGCAAUUGAUAAAAUGCUAUCUUUUCAUUGAUGAAUUUGGUGGAGAAAAGACUGCUCAUCCUAGGUAUGAAGAGACGAGCUUUGUCCAACAUAUAUUUGGAGGUUGCCUUCAGUCUGAGUUAGCUCCAUGGGAUGAUGAGUCUUUGGAGGAGUGUUUGGAUCAAUUCACUGUCGAAGGCGUAGAUGUAUUCCAUAAAUCAAUCUCUAGAUACCAAGCUCAGGGAGAAAGUAAAGAGUCUGCUUUUAUCGCGAGUAAUCAGCUCGCUGAAAAUCUUCACCAACCGUGCAAUCUUGCAGACUUUCGUGGAAGCUCAGAACAGCGUGACAGACGCGUCCUUGAGGAAUGUAUUGAGCCUCGUGAGGUCGAUGUACGUUAUGGUGAUGUUGGGUGAAGAUCCUGCGUUUAUCUGAUAUGGCUACUUAACAACGGAGAAUGUUGCGACAAUGAGGGAAGAAGUUGCAAACCUUUGCAAUGAGAUCCGGCCGCACGCGCUUGCCUUGGUCACUUCUUUCAGCAUCCCUGAUGUUUUUCUAAGUUCGACUAGGUUGCAGCGAAUUCUUGGUCGGUGUCUUAAGACCUGCGAUUCACUUCCUCUGCCAAGCUUGUAUUUUCUUAACUCUCGGAAUCAAAGGACUCACAGGGAAAGAUUAUCUAUCCUACAUAUGUAAUAGGAUAAUGACUUAUCCUAUAUGACAUUCUCAUAUCUCUCCAUUUCAAAAUUCCUCAACUCCCUUCAUUUGCAUUUAUUCUUAUUAUAUACAUUCUUAAAUUAUAUAAUUUUAAUUUUUUAGGUAUAUUGAA
Salvia miltiorrhiza (redroot sage) is the source of this 1437-nucleotide messenger RNA. Its product is annotated as ubiquitin carboxyl-terminal hydrolase 18-like. NCBI's taxonomy places the organism in Eukaryota, Viridiplantae, Streptophyta, Magnoliopsida, Lamiales, Lamiaceae. The transcript has 7 exons. Bases 323 to 1027 code for a protein of 234 amino acids. The record is from RefSeq and is a predicted model, not a curated record.